AUGUCGUUUCCUCUACGCAAUAUCGUCAUCGAUGAGACCCCUCCGCAGCUAUUCUAUGACAGCCCUGAAAGCAUACUGGACGCGUUUUCCGCUGGAUUAGCAUAUGUGAGACAGGUUUAUUGUCAGGCGAACCGGAUAUCCCUCAACGACUCUACUUACGUGUCCCAGACAUCAGAGUGUCUACACUUCUAUGUCAGGAUGGAUCUUUCGAGUUCAGAGACCUCACUCUGGGGCCUGGGCCGAAGAUGGCGUUUUUCUCUUCUUGUGGUGUCAGUCUUUGGAACUCGGAAGUACGAUACAAGGUUCGACUCACCGAAUUCCCGUCUGGGAAUAUCAUCUCCACCAACCCCAGGCCUGAAUAACAUCGCUACGUUCGCCCAAUCCCUCGAUCGACUCUCCGCUCUUGCGCUCCUGGUCCACUGUCCUGUUAAAGAAGAUGCAUUUCUUCCCUCGCAUGUGAUGAGGAGAAUGAACGUUAAUACCAGGGCGGUUGGAGUUAGGGUAUUUGAAUUAUCGUCAUCUUUUGGAGGAGUGAGUUGGUUACCUUCCUCCAAGUACGGCGAGAAGGAUGAUCCUAGAGACGACGAGUGGAAAGAGGCCGGUUUGGCUGCUGAGAGGGAUACAACAUAGGCCCAGAUCGUGCGAUAGUCUUUGGACAAAUCUGCCGUAUUCAUUAUGUUUCCGCUUUUCCUUCUAAUGAUUGACUAACCAGAUCCUCCAACACAAACAAGAUCGUCAAGAGCUCGUCUUCUUGCGCAUAAUGGAGCAGACGUUCUCAGCGUAGCAUUUUAGACCUCCAUUUGAUAGCUUCUUCGUAUGAAACUGGAUAUGUUUCUUUCCUGUGGCAUCGUGUGAUUUCUCGACGGAGGUUUUACGAAUUCGGAUCUGCUGUCUUCCCAGGAUGCUCUCUCCCGAAAACGUAGUCAAGGUUGCAUACUCUUUGCGCUCAUCAAGGGCCAAUAGCUGAUCUGUCUUAUCAGCGUGGUAUGGGUUCAAUUCCGGCCAAGAAAUACGGGCCUCGUUUUCCGUUCUUUCUUAGACCUGUGACCGGUCCCUACAUGAGCAAGCGUCGAUGGUAGGGACCUGUACGGCU
Desarmillaria tabescens is the source of this 1093-nucleotide messenger RNA. RefSeq lists its product as uncharacterized. The transcript has 6 exons. The record is from RefSeq and is a predicted model, not a curated record. Lineage: Eukaryota; Fungi; Basidiomycota; Agaricomycetes; Agaricales; Physalacriaceae. The coding region runs from base 1 to 630 and encodes 209 amino acids.